CGCUGCUGGUAUUACAUGCUGUAAUCUGGCAUUCACACCUUUUUUUCCCCCUCCGUUCACUGAUGGUGCAUUUCUGCCCUGAUAAAGGCGGUGUGCUGCGAUGCAUUUAACAUCAAUCAAAUCCAGCGCACGGAGCGCGUAUAGUCUUCGUCUAUCAGUUGGAAAGUGCUCUCGCCUCGGGUGUGGGAUAUGUGCUUCUCGGCUCUAUUAUCCCGUAAAAAUCUGAUCUUUUUUCGCAGGAGAUGCAUUAGUGCACUGGAUAUGCUAUUUAUUCCCCAUUCUCACACAGCCUAAAGUUGGGACUUGAGACUUUCAGCACCACUUUUCCCGUGGACAGCACUCGCAAUGAUCUUUUUCUUCGACGCAGCCUCGAAAUGCCCGUAGAUCCCUGUUGGAUACUGUUCAAUAACAAUGUUUAGAUGUUUUUUUCCAUUUUAUACCCGGAGUUCCUCGGGGAAUCACACAUAUUGAUACACCCAACAAGAUAGCCUUGGAUAUGGGUCACUUCUUAUGAAAGGAUUCUUCGUGGACAGGAGAAAGGGGAAUUCACUCUGAAGCCUGUGGACCUAAGCAGGCCUGAGGGCUCUGACAUAUACCAAAUCCCUGCCCAGGGGAACAGGGGAGAUUAAAAACUUCUGAUUGAGGUGGAGAGGAAAGAGACACAGAGAGAGGGAGGGAUAGACAGAGGGAAAAAAAAGCUUAUCAUUCACCUUUGUUCUUCCUAAUGCCCCAAGUGAAGGAUCUCCAUAGGCAAGCCUGUGAAUAACAGCAGACACAAGAACAGCUGCCUACCACUGUGGUCAGAUGAUGGAGUGAGGGAGUGAAAGAGAAGAGAACAGGAUUACAUCCUGUGAAAGAGCCAAGCUCAUAUUCUACAUUAACUGAAUGCCUGGGAGAGAGAAGAAACAUGAGAGGAAGCCUUUUCUGUGCCAGCUGCUUGAAGAGGUAUUGCAAUUAACCCGCUGGCCAUCAUAAAAUAAUACCUGGCUUUUGUUGUUUUCUGAUUGCUGGGUUGGUUGUACGGUGUGGAUGUGUGCUCGGGCUGUGGUCAUGUUUCAGCCCCUGGCGUGUAGACCGGAUCGGACCGGCUGUCAGAGAAACGGUUUGAUUCUGCCGCUGCUGCUUCUGCUGCUGCUGCUUCUCCACAGCUCCCUCAAGGCCACUCAGGCUGCCAAACCCAAAGGGCCAGGACACACACAUUUGAACUCCAUCCGCAUUGACGGAGAUAUCUCCUUAGGUGGGCUCUUUCCAGUGCAUGCAAGGGGCCACGAUGGCAAACCAUGUGGGGAGCUGAAGAAGGAGAAGGGUAUACAUAGACUGGAGGCUAUGCUCUUCGCCCUUGACCGCAUCAAUAAUGACAAUAAUCUACUGCCUAACAUCACACUGGGAGCACGAAUCCUCGAUACCUGUUCCAGGGACACUCACGCCUUGGAGCAGUCGCUCACCUUCGUGCAGGCUCUGAUCGAGAAGGACGGCACUGACGUCAAGUGUCUUGGUGGGGGAGCACCCAUCAUCACCAAACCUGAGCGGGUGGUGGGUGUCAUCGGAGCCUCCUCCAGCUCGGUCUCUAUCAUGGUGGCCAACAUACUCCGCCUGUUUAAGAUACCCCAGGUGAGCUACGCCUCCACAGCUCCAGAGCUCAGUGACAACACCCGCUACGACUUCUUCUCCCGCGUGGUGCCUCCAGACACCUACCAGGCCCAGGCCAUGGUGGACAUUGUCAAGGCCAUGCGCUGGAACUAUGUGUCCACAGUGGCCUCAGAGGGGAACUACGGCGAGAGCGGUGUUGAUGCUUUCAUUCAGAAGUCUCGGGAGGAUGGGGGUGUGUGCAUCUCCCAGUCUGUCAAGAUUCCUCGAGAGCCCAAGCAGGGAGAGUUUGACAAGGUCAUAAGGCGACUCCGAGAAAAUCCAAAUGCAAGAGUUGUCAUACUUUUUGCCAACGAAGACGAUAUCAGGCGGCUACUCCACGCAGCGAAAAAGGCCAAUCAAACAGGUCAUUUCAUCUGGGUGGGUUCGGACAGCUGGGGCUCAAAGAUCUCACCGGUUGUGCAGCAGGAGGAGAUGGCAGAGGGAGCGGUCACCAUCUUGCCCAAGCGCCAGUCCAUCAAAGGUUUUGAUCGUUACUUCAUCAGUCGAACACUGGAAAACAACAGAAGGAAUAUCUGGUUUGCUGAGUUCUGGGAGAACAACUUCAGCUGCAAACUCAGCCGUCACGCCGUGAAGAAAGGGUCCGGGCUCAAAAAGUGCACAAAUCAGGAACGAAUUGGAAAAGACUCACACUAUGAGCAGGAGGGAAAGGUGCAGUUUGUCAUUGAUGCAGUUUAUGCCAUGGCUCAUGCCUUGCACAACAUGCACCAGGAGCUCUGCCCAGGGAAGGUGGGACUGUGCUCUAGAAUGGACCCCAUCAAUGGCACCCAUCUGCUCAAGCACAUCCGUCGUCUAAACUUUGCAGGCAUAGCUGGCAACCCAGUGCUCUUCAAUGAAAACGGAGAUGCGCCUGGACGCUACGAGAUCUACCAAUACCAGAUCAGAAACCGAACAGCUGAAUACAAAAUCAUUGGACACUGGACAAAUCAGCUCCAUCUGAAUGUUCGCUCCAUGCAGUGGCCUGGCGGUGUCCGUCAGAUCCCUUCCUCAAUCUGCAGCCACCCCUGUCAGCCAGGUGAACGCAAGAAGAUUGUGAAGGGCAUCCCUUGCUGUUGGCACUGCGAGCGCUGCGAUGGCUAUCAGUACCAGGCAGACACCUACACGUGUAAGAUGUGUCGCUUUGAUUUGCGCCCCAACGAGAAUCACACAGGCUGUGUUCCAAUCCCCAUUGUUAAAUUGGAGUGGAGCUCUCCAUGGGCAGUCAUCCCUGUGCUCAUUGCAGUCCUUGGCAUCAUGGCAACUCUGUUUGUGGUGGUCACGUUCGUCCGCUACAACGACACUCCAAUUGUGAAGGCGUCAGGCCGAGAGUUGAGCUACGUCCUGCUAACAGGCAUCUUCCUCUGUUACGCCACGACAUUCCUGAUGAUUUCUACCCCUGAUGUAGGGAUCUGCUCCCUGCGCAGAAUCUUCUUGGGCCUGGGGAUGAGCAUCAGUUAUGCAGCUCUGCUCACCAAAACCAAUCGUAUUUACCGUAUCUUCGAGCAGGGCACUAUGUCUGUGAGCGCGCCCAGGUUUAUUUCUCCAGCCUCUCAGCUAGUCAUCACAUUCACUCUGGCCUCUGUGCAGCUGCUCGGGGUGUGCAUCUGGUUUGUUGUGGAUCCCUCCAAGGCUAUUAUUGAUUAUGAGGACCAGAGGACAUCUAACCCGGUGCUGGCUCGUGGAGUUCUCAAGUGUGACAUCUCUGACCUGUCUCUCAUCUGCCUGCUGGGCUACAGCAUGCUGCUCAUGGUCACCUGUACUGUCUAUGCCAUUAAAACCAGAGGGGUGCCGGAGACCUUCAAUGAGGCCAAACCCAUUGGUUUUACUAUGUACACCACCUGCAUCAUCUGGCUAGCUUUCAUCCCAAUCUUCUUUGGCACUUCACAGUCUACAGAAAAGAUGUAUAUCCAAACAACCACAUUGACCAUCUCUGUGAGCCUGAGUGCUUCGGUGUCCCUCGGGUUGCUCUACAUGCCCAAGGUCUACGUGGUUCUCUUCCAUCCCGAGCAGAACGUGCCCAAGCGCACACGCAGCCUCAAGGCUGUGGUUACCGCUGCCACCAUGUCCAACAAAUUCAACCCCAAGGCUGGACUCAGACCCAACGGAGAGGCCAAGACGGAGCUGUGCGAAAGCCUCGAAACACAAUCUUUCUCAACAAAGCAAACCUACAUCAGCUACAGCAACCAUGCAAUCUAAGGGACAAAGGUUCUUAUCACAAUUCAGGAUUUCCACCCUGACGGAGAAAAAACAUGCAGUGGGAAUUCACACAGCUGGCAAAAAAAAUAAAAAUAAAAAUGGAUGUGUUAUUGUGUGGGUGGAGAUCACAGAAGAAUUGCCCAAAGACGUGACAUGGCGAAGAGAGACCACAAAGAGACGCAGGGAUGGACAAUGCAGGGGACCAGAACAGAUAACAGUACAAUUUUAAGGUUCCAUCUUCUGUCUGCCUCACAAGAAUACACACACACAGACACACACAGACACACACACACACACACACACACACACACACACACACAAAGAGAAAAAUGAAAAAUACUUGCAUGGCAGAGGCCUGGAGACUGAAGGAUGGAGCUUUCCUUUUGAGUGUUUACAUUUCCGCUAUGCCCUCUGUCAAAGACUUCUGUCAUCUUGAGCCGUGCUGACUGAAACUGAACUAAAAUCACAAUUAUGUUCAGAUGUUCUCAAUGUUGUCUGCCAGUUUUGCGAACUAUAAUUAAUCUUAAAAUCCUCAAGGCAUCAUGAGGGAUUAAUCAACACCAAAAAGGCAUGAAAACAUGGUCGUUGGAUUUCUAAGAGGGGGCUCAUGUUUGUUCAUAAUUUCUAAAUGUAUUCUAGUCUCCUGAGCGAAAUGACUGGAAGUGACUGGUAAUCAUCUCAACAAUGCAACAGAUCCGUACCAGACUCCACAUAUUUUUAUUUCUACUUCCAGGUUGCCGCUGACUUCAUAAGAAUGACUACACAUAAGAUGGUCUCUGCCGAUUUUGAGCAUGCCAGUUUCAACAUCCUGUGUUGUGUUGUUAAAAAAAUAAAAAUAAAUAAGAAAAAGACAAACUAAUAUAUUUGGAAUGCGUUUAAACUCCGUUGCAGCGUUGUUAAAAAUUGUUUGGGCCCGAGCCUAUUGUACGUUAAAAGCUGUUCUCAAAUGGUGAAGGUCUAGUGAGUGAUUGUUUAUCUGUGCUACAGUGAGGCCAUGAUUUGUAUUACCAGCUAGCCCAAGACUGCCACUGCCCUCCGCAUACCUGUAUGUGCUUUCAAACAGUGGCUCGUGGUUAAAAUAAGCAAUGAUUUUAGCCAGGAGAUCUCACUGUGAGCUGUCAUCCAGGAUGACCCUCCCAUCACUGCCACCAGCUAUUCUCUUGGUCACACGUACUUAGUGUAAGGGUAAAGCUUAGCUGUACGGAUCCAUUAGUAGGGGAAUUAAGAUGAAGUAUGCCCUUGAGAGGAUCAUGCAAUAUGCCCUGAAGGUGAUAUCCAUAAUGGACCAGCUAUCGAGAAAAUUCAUUACUGUACAUGUCCUCCUCGGGCACUCUCAUGAUAAGGAGGAGGUGUCAGGAAGUUGUAAAGCUUUUCGACAAAUGAAAAUCUAAUUGCAAAACUAUACAAUAUCUCUAUCCAUCACCCUGAGCUUGCUGAACAGAUUAAAAGUUGGCUUCUUGCAGUGUAAAAGCCCUCUAAUGUCUUGGGGAAAGAAAAAAAAACAUUGUGGGGUCAUUUGUGUUGUGAAUUCAAUGCUGCUUCUCAUGCCUCCUUCUGUAUUACUUUUCAACACCAUUUGUGUUGCAGAAUAAAAUGUGAGUGCUGACCAAAUUAAAUGGCAAAUUAAUGUAUGUUAUUAAAUAGAUUGAUGAUGUCUGCUUUAUGUCCUGACAUAUCCUAAAAUUGGGGAAAAUGUACAAAAAGAUACAGUGCCUGGCUAUCUGACUAUGUAUUUGUAAAACCUCAUGAGAACUAAUGAAGUGUGUGAAGCAUGUUUAGUUUUUUUUUUAUACAAAAUUUUAUUUCUAUUAAAAAUGUUUUCAAACUUCAA
Amphiprion ocellaris (clown anemonefish) is the source of this 5653-nucleotide messenger RNA. RefSeq names its product metabotropic glutamate receptor 4-like. The record is from RefSeq and is a predicted model, not a curated record. Gene Ontology annotation, cellular component: membrane. Gene Ontology annotation, molecular function: adenylate cyclase inhibiting G protein-coupled glutamate receptor activity. The transcript is spliced from 11 exons. Lineage: Eukaryota; Metazoa; Chordata; Actinopteri; Pomacentridae. Bases 1030 to 3822 code for a protein of 930 amino acids. Gene Ontology annotation, biological process: G protein-coupled glutamate receptor signaling pathway; regulation of synaptic transmission, glutamatergic.